Capsella rubella is the source of this 1768-nucleotide messenger RNA. RefSeq names its product anti-sigma-I factor RsgI6. The coding region runs from base 18 to 1688 and encodes 556 amino acids. Gene Ontology annotation, molecular function: hydrolase activity, hydrolyzing O-glycosyl compounds. The record is from RefSeq and is a predicted model, not a curated record. Gene Ontology annotation, biological process: carbohydrate metabolic process. The transcript has 6 exons. NCBI's taxonomy places the organism in Eukaryota, Viridiplantae, Streptophyta, Magnoliopsida, Brassicales, Brassicaceae.
CGUGAAGAGAUUCAACAAUGGCUUAUAUUAUCUCUAGUCUUCUUCUUGCACUUUUGGGUUCAGUGCUUUGCAUGGAUCCUUUCUCCUACGACCAGUCUCUAACAUCCGAGUGCUUCACUGAGCCUCCACAAUCGAGUGUUAAAACUGGAGAAGGAUUCAAAGAAUUGAAGAUCAACGAAAAUGUAGUGGAGAGUGUUGAUCUUGAGGAAGGCAACAUAUACAGCAUUUCUGCUUGGGUGAAGUUGAGAAAUGAGAAUCAACGAAAAGUAGGAAUGGCUUUGAAGGGAAAGAAUGGUAGAAACGUUUACGGAGGGGAAGUUAUGGCGAAAAAGGGAUGCUGGUCUUUGCUUAAAGGCGGUAUUACCGCGGAUUUUACAGGCCAUUUGGACAUUAUUUUUGAGAUCGAUGGCUUAGCGACCGCGGAGAUAUCUGUACAAAAUGUGAGGCUGCAAGGGUUCAACAAAACUCAGUGGAGGCUACAACAAGACCAAGUCAUUGAGAAGAUUCGGAAGAACAAAGUGAGAUUUCAAAUGAUUUUUCAGAACGAAAGCGCAUUAAAAGGAUCAGUGAUUUCCAUAGAACAGAUCAAACCAUCAUUCCUUCUUGGUUGUGCUAUGAACUACCGAAUCUUGGAAAGUGAUAGCUAUAGAGAAUGGUUUGUGUCACGGUUUAGGCUAACUUCCUUUACCAAUGAAAUGAAAUGGUAUACAAAUGAGGCAGUGAGAGGCCUAGAGAACUACUCACUGGCUGAUUUAAUGAUGAGUACUGCAGAGGAAAACAAGAUUCUAGUCAAAGGACAUACAGUCCUAUGGGAUGAUAAGACUUGGCAGCCAAAUUGGGUUAAGAAGAUAACAGAUCCUGAAGAUUUGAAGAAUGUGACAAUCAACCGGAUUAACUCCGUUAUGAAGAGAUAUAAAGGGAGAGUAAUUGGAUGGGAUGUGAUGAAUGAGAAUGUGCAUUUUAGCUACUUUGAGGACAUGCUUGGGAAAAACGCUUCAGCUAUUUUCUACUCUUUGGCAUCCAAGCUUGAUCCUGAUAUACCGUUGUUUCUGAACGAGUUCAACACAAUAGAAUAUGCUAAAGACGGAAAUGGGAGUCCGGUAAAAGUGAAGAAGAAGAUGGAAGAGAUUGUUUCAUACUCGGGAAACAUGAAAAUCAAAGGAGGUAUUGGAGCACAAGGUCACUUUGCUCCAAAACAGCCCAACUUGGUUUACAUGAGAUCGGCAUUAGAUACUUUAGGCUCUUUGGGGUUUCCAGUCUGGCUGACAGAGGUUGAUAUGGCCAAGUGCCCGGAUCAGGUUAGAUACAUGGAAGAUAUUCUGAGGGAAGCUUACUCGCAUCCUGCGGUUGAAGGCAUAAUCAUAUAUGCAGGGCCUGAGGUGUCCGGUUUCAGCAAGUUGACACUUGCCGAUAAAGAUUUCAACAACACAGAAACAGGAGAUCUCAUUGACAAGCUGCUCCAAGAGUGGAAACAAGAACCUGCAGAGAUUCCUAUCAAAAACCAUGAGCAUAAUGAUGGAGAAGAAGGUCAAAUAAUCAGGUUUUCUCCAGAGAUUUCCCUGCUGCAUGGACAUUACACAGUGACUGUAACUAAUCCAUCAAUGAAUACAUUGUCCACCAGUUUCAGCUUGGAGGUAACUAAGGAGAUGGGUCAUCACCAAGAGGUUCAACUUGUAAUCAAUGCUUGAGAACUGAACCAUAGUUGUAUUAUACUGAGGGAUUAUGUAAAAGAUAUAUAGAGGAAUGCUUAAGAAUCCACAAUACUGAA